Papilio xuthus (Asian swallowtail) is the source of this 859-nucleotide messenger RNA. The record is from RefSeq and is a predicted model, not a curated record. Lineage: Eukaryota; Metazoa; Arthropoda; Insecta; Lepidoptera; Papilionidae.
AUAAUUUCCAAUCAGACGAUUUUUGGAAUCGCAUCGAGAAGCACCAGACCUUCUAUCAAAAAUUAAAAUGUUACGCAACACUUGCAUAUUUAUUCUUCUUCUUUUUGCAUAUGUGGUCGGCGACUCCAGUACUUACUUCGCCCCUUUUCUGAAAAAAUGCAAAUUAAAUGACAAUGAGUGCCGGUUGUCGUCCAACCUACAGAUUGCCAUGCCAUAUAUCGCGGAAGGGAUUCAAGAGAUCGGCAUAUCCAGCACGGACCCACUGAUUUUGGAAAAUAUAGUCAUGGACACAGAUGAAAGUGUAUUCAAAUUUGUCUUGCCAACUUUAAAGGUACAAGGUGGUAGAAAGUGCAAGGUGGCUGAUUUUAAGCAAAAUCUUGAGGAGUCUACUAUGAAGUUGACACUCGACUGUCCAUUCUUAGGAACAGGCACAUACAAAUUUUCAGGACAAAUGAGUAUAUUUAAUAUAGAAAGGGAAGGAGACUUCAAACUACAUACAGAUUCAAUGAGGACGACCAUGACAAUCAAGAUGGACAAAACUAUCGUCAACGGAAAGAAACAUUGGAAGCUUUUGAGUUACCAAUCCGCAAGCGAGCCUUCAGAAUCUAUGCAUAUAGAAAUUGACGGCCUCUUCUCCGGUGAAUUGAAUAGAGCACGAUCAUUCCUGAGCGCUGUAAACAAAGACUGGGACAGUACACUGGAAAUUGGAAAACCUAUUGCUGACGCUAUAGUAAAGAACACCUUUGAAAAUCUAAAAGCAUUUUUCCUUAGAGUGCCAAUUGAGGAUCUUCUAUAAGCUUAAAUUAUGUAACUUAAGACAUAAUUAUAUUUUUAAGUAAUAAAGAAUUUCGAACAACUC